Molecule: messenger RNA, 2233 nt
Organism: Nasonia vitripennis (jewel wasp)
Lineage: Eukaryota; Metazoa; Arthropoda; Insecta; Hymenoptera; Pteromalidae
Product: aromatic-L-amino-acid decarboxylase
Exons: 13
Coding region: 253-2121 (622 amino acids)
Biological process (GO): amino acid metabolic process
Molecular function (GO): carboxy-lyase activity; pyridoxal phosphate binding
Source: RefSeq, a predicted model, not a curated record
UGCUAGUGCUCAAUGAACAUCCCUGAGUCUCACUUGGAACUUCAACGCGUGAACAUCAUCAGACGCUCGUGCAUAUUUCUAUAAAUCAUUAACGAUCAUAAUAUAAAAACUAAACGCGAAAACUGAAUUAUAUCAUUUUAAUUAUUACCAAUAAAGCUAUAAAAUUAAAUGAAAAACUAUUGAAUCCAUCUUGCUAUUUAUCAAACGUGGUUUUUUGUUGAUCCAUAAAUAAAGAAAAAUAAUUCUGAAGCUAUGAAUGCGCCGCAGCCGGGUAUGAGUAUUCAGGAGUUUCGUAUUCGUGGCAAAGAAAUGGUUGAGUACAUUUGUAAGUUCAUGAGCGACAUUGGAGAUCGAAGAGUAACUCCAGAUGUUGGUCCUGGUUAUUUAAGGCCUAUGUUGCCCACCGAACCACCUGUGGAUCCUGAACCUUGGGAUGAUAUUAUGCAAGACGUGGAAUCUAAAAUAAUGCCAGGUAUAACGCAUUGGCAGCAUCCACGAUUCCAUGCAUACUUUCCAGCUGGAAAUUCGUUUCCUUCUAUUCUUGGGGAUAUGCUCUCCGAUGCUAUUGGUUGCAUAGGAUUCUCUUGGGCUGCCUCACCUGCUUGUACAGAAUUAGAAACGAUAGUUUGCGAUUGGUUAGGAAAAGUUAUUGGUUUGCCGAAUGAUUUUUUAUACUUCAGUGAGAAUAGUCAAGGUGGAGGUGUUUUACAAGGUUCAGCUUCAGAAUGUAUUUUAGUAUGUAUGUUGGCUGCUCGAGCUCAAGCUAUAGCUAGAUUAAAAGAGUCAUCAGCAUAUUCGCAUUUAGAUGAAACUGCACUUUUGGGUCGAUUGAUGGCUUACUGCAGCCGAGAGAGUCAUAGCUGUGUUGAAAAAGACGCAAUGAUAUGCUUUGUUAAAUUACGGAUACUCGAACCUGACGAGAAAAGCGUACUUCGAGGAGAGACUUUACGACAGGCCAUUGAAGACGAUGUAUCAGCAGGUUAUGUACCAUUUUUUGUAUCUACGACCCUCGGCACUACAGCUUGUUGUUCUUUUGACAAUUUAGAGGAAAUUGGUCCUCUUUGCCAAAAAUAUCCAGGGAUAUGGCUUCACGUUGAUGCAGCAUACGCUGGCAACUCUUUCAUCUGUCCGGAAUUAAAGUACCUAAUGAAAGGAAUCGAAUAUGCAGAUUCAUUUAAUACGAAUCCGAAUAAAUUUCUUCUGACAAACUUUGAUUGUUCUUGUCUUUGGGUGCGUGAUAGGUUUAAGCUAACAAGCGCUUUAGUUGUUGAUCCACUUUAUCUUCAGCAUACACACACAGAUACGACGAUUGACUACAGACAUUGGAGUAUUCCAUUAAGUAGAAGAUUUCGAUCCCUGAAAUUAUGGUUCGUGAUACGAAAUUAUGGUAUUUCUGGGCUUCAAGCAUACAUUCGCAACCAUGUGCAGCUUGCCAAACGAUUCGAGAUGCUUGUAAAAAAGGAUUCAAGAUUUGAAUUGUGCAACGAAGUCGUGUUAGGCUUGGUCUGCUUUCGUGCUAAAGGAUCAGACAAAUUAAAUCAAAAACUUUUGAGUGCUAUUAAUGAUUCUGGGAGAAUACAUAUGGUGCCGGCAAAGGUUAACCAACGAUACACAAUACGAUUUGCUCUUGCAGCACCAAAUGCAACAACCGAAGAUGUUGACAUCGCUUGGGGAGUCAUCACAGAUUUCUUAUCAGAGAUUUUGGAAUCAAAGGAUGUGAUGGACGAACUUGCUGAUAUACGAGAAAAAAAAAGAAAAGCUACUCUGGAGCAAAGACGCUCAUUCUUCGUUCGUAUGGUGUCUGAUCCUGCGAUCCAGCCUGGUUUUACUAAAACACCAAAUCGUACAAAACUAGACACUCAAGCAACAAUUGGGGGGCACAGUUUAAAUGUGCAACCAUCCGCGCGCUCAUGGAUUUCAUGGCCACUUGCAUAUUUAAUGCAAGCUCGCGAUGCUGCUGACACAAGUGAACUGUCACUCAGGUUUCGUCACUUGGACACGAUGGUGCGAUUAAAAACUAGUGGUACUGGAAGUCGACGAGGAAGCACCAAUGGAUACAGUCCAGAGCAAUCGCCUUCCGUUUCACCAUUCCGUGCUAGGUCCCCCGAUGGAACAGCUUAAAGAACAUACUGCGUACUAUUUAUCUAAAUAAUAACUCUGAAUAUUUGAAGCAAUUAAUGUAAGCUUAUAGUAUCUUGUUAUCAACAUGGAUAAAGAUUGUUGAUUCAUAUAA